AAACACACUCACGCACUCCUCAUUGAGUCGUUUCUUUGGAAUCUCCCAAACUAUACAUACACACCUUCAUUGCUUUGCCGAAAGCUCCUCUCAUUGAGUGAGUAAUGGCGACGCUUUCAUCUUUAUCGGAGAAGGGAGAUGAUAACGGAAAACCACCGCAGCAGGCAGUGGCACAGAAGGCGAAGAAGGAAGGAUUAGGGUGGAUUGAGUGGCUGAUGGGCUGGUUCUACCUCGCCUACGAGAUGCUGUUUCAGAGAAUCAUCGCCAGCAACGUUCCGAAUCCAAUGCUCCUGCCGCCGAUUAAUGAUCUCACUUUCAUCGUCACCGGCUCCACCUCCGGCAUCGGCAAGGAAAUCGCAAGGCAAUUGGCAGAAGCAGGGGGGCAUGUUGUGAUGGCAGUAAGAAAUACAAAGGCUGCUAAUGAUCUGAUAAAGAAGUGGCAGGAGAAUUGGUCCGGGAAGGGUCUUCCUCUUAAUAUCGAGGUUAUGGAACUCGAUCUUCUCUCUCUGGAGUCUGUCGCGAGAUUUGCUGAAGCUUGGAAUGCACGUUCGGGACGUUUACAUGCUCUCAUCAAUAAUGCUGGGAUAUUUUCAAUUGGAGAACCCCAAAAAUUUUCAAGGGAUGGCUAUGAAGAACAUAUGCAAGUGAACCAUCUAGCCCCAGCACUGCUAUCAGUAUUGCUUUUGCCCUCACUUAUUAGAAGCUCGCCCAGCCGCAUUGUCAAUGUGAAUUCUGUUAUGCAUAACUUAGGAUUUGUUGAUCCAGAAGACAUGAAUGUUACAUCUGGUAAACGAAAAUUUACAAGUAUGGUUGGGUAUUCGAGCAGUAAGCUAGCACAGAUCAUGUUCAGCAGUGUCCUUAACAAGAAACUGCCAACUGAAGCAGGCAUAAAUAUAGCAUGUGUUUCACCAGGAAUAGUCCACACAAAUGUUGCUAGGGAUCUCCCGAAGAUUGUUCAAGCUGGUUACCAAUUAAUUCCAUAUUUUAUCUUCAGCCCUGAAGAAGGAUCUAGAAGCACUCUUUUCGCAGCCACUGAUCCCCAACUUGCGGACUACACGGAAUCACUGAAAUCAGAGGAUUGGCCUGUCUGUGCUUUCAUCAAUCACGACUGCCGACCUGCAAACCCUUCGGAGGAAGCACACAACGUUGAAACUGCAUCUAGAGUGUGGGAGAAGACACUGGAACUAAUUGGCCUACCAUCAGAUGCAGUAGAGAGGCUUAUUGAAGGGGAAGAAGUUAAAUGCAGAUACUGGGCUUCUGAGUAGAAAGUCUAUCAAGAUUCAACUUUUGCCAUAUCAUUCACCAUAGAUGACACGUUAGCUGUUGCUGAAUUAAAAGAAGGGAUUUAUCUUGCUAUAUCUGGGCUGCCAUAUUGGAUGUAUGUGUAUGUUAACAAUUUAGCAGAAUGUGUUGAAUGAUUUUGUUGUGCGACCAAUUCUUCUAGAAUUUGCAGAGUUUUUAUGUUCAAGUUGAAAGACUUGACAUUUUUCAUGUGUUGAGAAUCUUGAGAUAGUUGACCCAAAGAUUGAUUUGUUUCUUA
Messenger RNA from Salvia hispanica, 1540 nucleotides. Its product is annotated as dehydrogenase/reductase SDR family member FEY-like. The record is from RefSeq and is a predicted model, not a curated record. NCBI's taxonomy places the organism in Eukaryota, Viridiplantae, Streptophyta, Magnoliopsida, Lamiales, Lamiaceae.